This is a messenger RNA of Rhipicephalus microplus (southern cattle tick), 351 nucleotides long. Its product is annotated as 3'-5' RNA nuclease TATDN2. Gene Ontology annotation, molecular function: hydrolase activity, acting on ester bonds. The record is from RefSeq and is a predicted model, not a curated record. NCBI's taxonomy places the organism in Eukaryota, Metazoa, Arthropoda, Arachnida, Ixodida, Ixodidae.
GAGAUGCCGGCAGACUGGCCCAUCCACCGGCAUUGCUUCACCGGCGGAUGGUCAGAGGCCCAGCAGUGGAUGGACACGUUUCCAAACUUGUUCUUGGGGCUGACUCCCCUGGUGGGUUUCCACAGCGCUGCACCGCUUGCUGAGGUUGGCCGCCGGAUCCCCCUGGACCGCCUGCUGCUGGAGACGGAUGCACCCUACUUCCUCCCAAAUAGCGAGUCCAAUCGUCUCAAGCAGUCCCAUCCAGGGAUGGCCAUCCACGUGGCCACGCAGCUGUCGGCGAUGCGCAGCAUCCCGCUGGAAGAAGUCCUGGUUGCUGUCCGCCGGAACACGAGGAGAAUGUACCGCAUUUAA